GCUAGCUUCGGGCGUCACUCGAGUCGCUUGUGAGCAGGACGAACCUUGAGGAAUAUGGAGUUUGCCGAUCUCAGAUCGGUUCUUUUUUACAGACGCGUGCCCGUCUGAAUAAAGCGCGCCCACGACGCGCGUUUCCAUGGGAGCAGCCAUAAACAAAUUAGAAUAAAAAAGUACCUGAAUAUGAUGGGGUGCUCGUGAGCUGGAACUUGACCGAGGUACCCGCUCGUCCAAGGGUUUCCACAUUCCAGUAGGCUCCCGAUGACAUGCCCAAGUUCCGGGAGCAGGAGGUCCAGCCGGCCAGUGGCCAGAAGCUCAAUCACCGUGCCGUCCUCAUAGCCCAGAGAUACUGCAUCCAGGAGAAGCUGGGCAGCGGCAGUUUUGGGACCGUAUUCCUGGUGCGGGACACUGAGGUCGCGGAGGGGGAGUACCUCAAAGUGCUGAAGGAGGUACCAGUGGGUGACCUGAACCCCGACGAAACAAUGCAGGUCCAAACGGAGGCCCAGCUGCUCGCACAACUCCACCAUCCCUCCAUCUUGAAGUUCUACAGCAGUUUCCUGGAGAAGGACAUCUUCUGCAUCAUCACCGAGUACUGUGAGGAUGGGGAUCUGGACUGUAAGCUGGAAGAGCUCCGGCAGACAGGGGCGAGGCUGCCUGAGAGCCAGGUCGCAGAGUGGCUCGUUCAGCUGCUGCUGGGCGUUCACUACAUGCACCAGAGGAAAAUCCUUCACAGGGAUCUCAAGGCCAAAAACAUUUUUCUAAAGAAGAACAUUGUUAAAAUAGGUGACUUCGGAGUUUCCCGCCUCCUCAAUGGGUCAUGUGACCUGGCCACCACCUUCACCGGCACGCCAUUCUACAUGAGUCCAGAGGUGCUCAGCCAUCAGGGUUACAACUCCAAAUCAGACAUCUGGUCCCUGGGUUGCCUCCUGUAUGAGAUGUGCAGCCUGGAGCGAGCCUUUAAGGGCCACAGCUUUCUGUCUGUGGUGAUGAAGAUCUUGGAGGGUCCUGUCCCACCCCUCCCCCAGAGCUACUCCAAAGAGCUCGGUACCAUUCUGGAGGGGAUGCUCAGCAAGGACCCGGCGGUGAGGCCGUCUGCAGCUGACCUUCUGAAGAUGAGCUUCAUCGAGGAGAACAUGCAGAGUAUAAGACUCAAGAUCUACAGCAAGGCGCAGAAAUGCGAGAGACACGCUGGCGUCAUGCAGAAGACAGUUCCUUUGGGGCACUCAGACGUACAGAAGAUGACCCCCCGUGAGAGGAUGAGGCUGAAGAAGCUACAAGAUGCUGAUGAGGAGGCCAACAGGCUUAAACAUCUGGCAGAGGAGAAGUACGAGGAAAACUGUCGACGCAUGCAGGAACUGCGGUGUCUGCAUUUCCAGAAAGUCAGCGUGGAUGUACUGAAUGAAAGUACAGAGGCAACUGGCUCCCAUAUCACUGGGUCACUGGGACAACUAGAUGUGAUGGGUGACCAAGAUCCAGGCGCUCUAAGGCUUUCACAACUGGAAGGCGAUGAGAUUCCAGUGGACCCCCAAAAAGCCGAGGCCCACUAUAAUGAGGACGGGUUUGAAUCUUGCUCCGAAGAGGAUGACGAGGCUGAUGAAGAACUUACAAUUGGGCAGCAGGAUAGUGACCUGGAGGCCAUGGUGAGCUAUAUGAAGAACAUUCUAGGAGACCCCAGCACCGAGGUUCCAGAGAGAGGGUGUCCGAGUCCCCGUGCGCCAACCACGCAGGACUGCACCAUGGCAGAGACACGCAUGCAGCGCAUCAGGGAGUCCAUCCAGAGGAAGCUGGGAGCUGCAGAGUUCCAGACCGUCUACAAGUACUUGAAGCAGGCCAGGCAGCAGCAGGAGAGUGAAGCUCAGGUGUGGGAGAACCUCGGGCACCUAGUGGACCAACCCAGCAACUGCUUUGAGGUGGACCAGCUGCUGUACUAUGAGAAAGUUUUGCAGAACAUCAGAGAGGGACACGCUUAACCAGGGCAGCUGCUCUACUCACCCACAGCCACAUCUUGGUCGCCAUGAUUUAGGCCCCCAAUCUGAAAUCUGGGGCAGUGGCAGUAUCCACUUAACCAAAGGUUUACUAACAGGGUCACAUGGGCUUGUUCUACUCCACCCUUCCGUAAAUUUGUUUAAGGACCAUGUGCCUCGCAUAUCAAAUACUGACCCCCUCAGUCGGAGAAUGUGACUGAUGGGUAGCUGGAAAAACAUGAGAGUUUCACAUUUUUCAUUUCCUGCACCAAAUGUGUGGAUGUGCAGGGGGAGGGUGGGAACUCGACUGUGCAUCACAUCGAACAGUAAGCACUGCAAAACAAACACGGCAAAACAGCAUCUAGUCUAGGCCUCCGUUUUAAUUGUAUUUAAAAAGCAACAUUUCACUAAUGUACCGUACAGCUGUAAUAAAGGAUAUGCU
Brienomyrus brachyistius is the source of this 2403-nucleotide messenger RNA. Its product is annotated as serine/threonine-protein kinase Nek11-like. The record is from RefSeq and is a predicted model, not a curated record. Bases 264 to 1967 code for a protein of 567 amino acids. Gene Ontology annotation, molecular function: protein kinase activity; ATP binding. The transcript has 16 exons. NCBI's taxonomy places the organism in Eukaryota, Metazoa, Chordata, Actinopteri, Osteoglossiformes, Mormyridae. Gene Ontology annotation, biological process: protein phosphorylation.